AUGGAUGUCGUCUACACUUCGGACAGCUGCGAUAGCGACUCGCGCGAACAGAAAACCGUCGAUCUGGGCCAUUCGAACAAGCGGCAUCUCGACGACGAUCUGUUGCGCGUUUCGAAGUCGAAGAAGCUGGCCGAAGAUAUCGAAACGGUGCUGCUCAAUCACAACAAGCUGAUAAGGGUGCCGCUGUCGCUUGGCGACUUUACCAAUUUGAAGGUGCUGGAUCUGAGCAAUAACCGCCUGGAAGAGCUACCCGAGGUGAUCACGCAAUGCCAGCUGACGACGCUGAUCGUGAAGAACAAUUUGCUGACGGAUAAGUCGCUGCCAAAAUCGUUGCUAGCAGCUGUCGGGAGCGGUCUUAAGGAGCUCAAUUUGAGUGGUAACCGUUUCGCACACUUUCCCGAACAAGUGAUUGAGCUGCGGUCUCUGAAAUAUCUUUACUUAGGCGGCAAUCAGAUCACGAACGUUUCAAAGGACAUAUGGAAGCUGCAAAACCUGCAGCUGCUUUCACUCGGCGGAAACUUGAUUUCCGAGAUACCGGAGACUGUUGGACUGCUCAAUCAUCUGCACGCACUCGUCCUGUGUGAUAAUCUGUUAGAGAUGCUCCCUGCGUCCAUAGCGCGGCUGGUGAAUCUAAAGUCGCUACUGUUGCACAAAAAUCGUUUAAGACAUCUUCCGCGGGAGAUUAUAACGUUGCGAAACUUAACUGAGUUGAGUCUGCGCGACAACCCAUUGGUCGUGCGCUUUGUAAAGGAUAUGACAUUGAAUCCGCCAAGUUUGCUGGAGCUCGCUGGACGUACUGUGAAAACCUGUGCCAUUCGAUAUGGAGCGGAUGAUUUACCGCGUACCUUGAUCGAGUACCUUCAGACGGCAAACUGCUGCGUCAACCCAAAUUGCAAAGGAGUAUUUUUCGACAAUCGGGUGGAACAUAUCAAGUUCGUCGAUUUCUGUGGCAAAUACCGUAUUCCUUUGUUGCAGUAUUUAUGCUCCUCAAAAUGCGUUGCAGAUACAAGCUCGUCGGAUCCGGGCAGUGAGCCGAGCAGUAGCAUGAUGCGUAAAGUUUUACUCGGUUAGCUGGAGAUUAUGUUUCAAUGUCGAUGGUACAAAUGUUAGAGCUUAUCGCCAAAUAACGCCAUACACGGGUGGACAAUCAU
Anopheles marshallii is the source of this 1151-nucleotide messenger RNA. RefSeq names its product leucine-rich repeat-containing protein 58. The transcript is spliced from 5 exons. The record is from RefSeq and is a predicted model, not a curated record. The coding region runs from base 1 to 1071 and encodes 356 amino acids. NCBI's taxonomy places the organism in Eukaryota, Metazoa, Arthropoda, Insecta, Diptera, Culicidae. Gene Ontology annotation, molecular function: protein binding.